GAGGAGAAGCUGUUAGUCAGUCGGCGCAGUCGCUCGCCGCGUUUUAUGCAACCAGUCUUGCUUCGGAGCGAGUGAAUCUACUUCACCAGCCUUUGACAGACGGGGGAAAGCGUGUGCAGUGGCAUUGGUGUCCGUCUGGCCGCUCUUGCUGGUCGGUCCUUGUCAAUCGUACGAUUCUGACUGUCUCGACGGGGCAACCGAUUCGGCCCGAUUCGGUUUUCUUCGUGCCUGAGACAUAGUACGAUUGUGUAAACGACCGUACUACGUAUAGCGUAUUCUCGUCAGUUGCGUGCGCUGACUUUGCCUUGCCGGCGAGAGCAAGCCAGGUUCCCGAAAGGCGGUGUCGAUUUUCUGUGUGUACGACACCAUUGCCAUCGCAUAUCAAGUUUUUACAUACGGUCCCGUAGCUCGGUAGUACGGUUGCGAGCUCGUGUCUACCGAUCGAGUGCCAGUGCGACGUCAGUCGGGCGUGCUACACGGGUGUAUUAUCCACGACUGUGUUGUACCUAAAGAAGUGUGUAUGUGCGUAACGUGUGCGUAGAGGAAAACAAAUUUGUCGCUGCUGGGGGAAGAGAAAGAUAGACGGGCGCGGCGGGGUGGGAGAACCGAGGCGGCCGUGAAUCCACCGAUACGUGGCUGCGUUCACGCCGCCGCAUAUCCUACACGGCACGGAGGCACGAAACACACAACGACGUCAGCCCAGACCACGGGAGGAGAGAGGCGCGUAUCAGCACGCCUUCCAAAUUAUUGCGAAUUCUCGUAGCUUCAACGCGCCUUUUGGCGCGUACACCAUCCUCGUUCGGUCGACUUCCUCGACCACCUCGUCGCCACUAUGGCGGACGACGAGGUUCUCUUUGACGAGGUUUACGAGCUCUGCGAGAUUAUCGGCAAGGGACCAUUCAGUGUUGUUCGGAAAUGCAUUCAUCGGCAGACGGGGCAGACGUUCGCCGUAAAAAUAGUCGACGUUGCAAAGUUCACCUCCAGUCCUGGUCUAAGUACAAACGAUUUGAAGCGCGAGGCCACAAUAUGCCACAUGUUGAAACAUCCCCACAUUGUAGAGUUGCUCGAGACCUACAGUUCGGAGGGUAUGCUGUACAUGGUAUUCGAAUAUAUGGAUGGCUCUGAUUUAUGCUUCGAGGUUGUCCGAAGAGCGACUGCUGGAUUCGUGUACAGUGAGGCGGUUGCCAGCCAUUACAUGCGACAGAUCCUGGAGGCGUUGCGCUACUGCCACGAGAACGACAUAAUUCAUCGUGAUCUAAAGCCGCAAUGCGCCCUCCUGGCGGGCAAGGAAAAUUCCGCACCGGUGAAGCUACGCGGCUUCAGCGUCGCCGUGCAACUUCAGUCGUCGCAGGCAAACGGCGUCGGACCGACGUCCACGGGCUGCAAUUUCCCUUUCGAGGACCUGACCGACGCCGAGGAUUCGCUAGUGAGCGACACGGAAGACAAUAUCGGUCGCGUGGGAUGUCCACACUUCAUGGCACCGGAAGUGAUCCAGCGCAGACAGUACGGGAAGCCUGGUGACGUCUGGGCAGCGGGUGUUAUGCUUCAUAUACUGCUCACUGGCACGCUACCUUUCGUGGGUUCCCGAGAUCGGCUGCGGGAAGCCAUUUGCAGAGGACGAGUGCAGAUGGAAACGCCACUGUGGGAUUGCAUUAGCGAACCAGCAAAGGAUCUCAUACAGAGGAUGCUCACGACAGACGUAAAUCACAGGAUCACCAUACAAGAAGUCCUCAACCAUAAAUGGCUUAGAGAUCGUGACAAGGGCGUGGCGCGAAUACACUUAAGCGAAACUAUAGAGGAGCUCAAGAAAUUCAAUGCCAGACGAAAAUUGAAGGAAGCCGUGAAAGCGUCGGUUUCGUCGCAGAAGUGGCACGUCGGGUAUUCGGAAGUAAAUGGCGACAGUUUUUUGGACUCUGGAGACGAGGAAAUCAUGACCACAGGUGCUGUAGCUGACAUUUUGGACUCUUUGGACGACAUCGAGGUACUUCAAGAGAGUGGAAGACUGACGCGUAGUGAAAUACUGAAUGCGGUUGAUGAUUAUCGCCUUCGAGCGACUUUAGAGCUGUACGAUAGGAUUUCGACCCGGGUUUCAACGCCAUGCCGGGCGCCGCAGACAGACGCAGUUCAACGUGCGCGAGAAGUGGAAGAACUUCUUCGGGAGAUCGAGCAUUCGGCAAUAAGAAACAUUGAUAGGGCCGAUCUUCGGGAGCUCCACGAACUUCUGAUUCAGCCGCACAUGAGGGCGCUCCUGCAAGCGCACGACGUAGCUGGACACGAAGUUUACGGCGAAGAAGCCACUAGGGUAACGCCACCGCCUCUUCUUCCUUAUCUGAACGGUGGUGACGAUCUCGAGGGACAGAAUGGUGAUCUGGACCUCGAAAACGUAACGCGCGUAAGACUUGUCCAGUUCCAGAAAAACACCGAUGAGCCAAUGGGAAUCACUUUAAAAAUGAACGCAGAUGGAAAGUGCGUGGUGGCACGAAUUAUGCACGGUGGCAUGAUACAUAGACAAGCGACUCUUCACGUUGGUGACGAGAUUAGAGAAAUUAACGGGAUAUCAGUGGCCAAUCAAUCUAUCAAUGCCUUGCAAAAAAUACUCCGUGAAGCACGAGGAUCAGUCACCUUCAAAAUCGUGCCAUCUUACAGGAGCGCGCCACCACCCUGUGAGGUACAAUUGUUCAGGAUUAAGCCUCUGCCAGUGUUAAUUUUCGUUCGAGCGCAAUUUGACUAUGAUCCGUUGGAGGACGAGCUGAUACCUUGCGCGCAAGCUGGAAUCGCGUUUAAAACCGGGGACAUCUUGCAGAUCAUUAGCAAGGAUGAUCAUUAUUGGUGGCAGGCGCAGAAGGACAACGCGGCCGGUUCCGCGGGAUUGAUACCUUCGCCUGAGCUUCAGGAAGGCCGUAUCGCUUACAUGGCAGCGGAGAAGAACAAGCAGGAACAAGAUGCUGAAGGAGAAGGAGGAUGUUCUUCUCACACCGAAGGCUGCGACGGUUCGACAGUGAAUUGCUCAAUAUUUGGCCGAAAAAAGAAGCAAUACAAGGAUAAGUAUCUCGCAAAACACAACGCAGUGUUCGACCAGCUGGAUCUGGUCACCUACGAGGAGGUCGUUAAGCUUCCCUAUCCUGCAUUCCAACGGAAAACACUAGUGUUAUUAGGAGCACACGGCGUUGGCCGUCGACACAUAAAGAAUACAAUUAUCGCGAAGCACCCCGACAAAUAUGCCUAUCCUAUUCCACAUACAACGAGGCCUCCGCGGAACGAUGAAGAGAAUGGUCGCAAUUAUUAUUUCGUAUCACACGAUGAAAUGAUGGCUGACAUCGCUGCUAACGAGUACCUCGAAUACGGUACACACGAAGAUGCCAUGUACGGAACAAAGCUCGAAACGAUCCGAAAAAUUCAUGAAGAGGGAAGGGUAGCGAUAUUGGACGUCGAGCCACAAGCGUUGAAAGUGUUACGUACAGCAGAAUUUGCGCCUUAUGUCGUUUUCAUCGCUGCUCCGGUAUUCCAGAAUAUUACCGACUGUGAUGGAAGCCUGGAGAGACUCGCGAAGGAGUCGGACUCGCUGAAACAGGCGUACGGUCACUUUUUCGAUCUGACCAUCGUGAACAACGACAUCGAGGAGACGAUCGCGCAAUUGGAGGCGGCCAUCGAGCGGGUCCACACGACACCGCAGUGGGUGCCCGUAUCCUGGGUCUAUUGACAGCGAACUACGCCAAUUCGUCAAAUCACGAACGUUGACUGCAACGGCUCAUCGUACGGGAAGCAAUGAUCGACGGAUCGCGAUUCACCGAACGACCGAUCCAAGCGCAGUCGUUUCGCUGCGACCACGGUUGCUUUCUCAGCGCGUGCCCGCUCGAACUCGCGGUGCUCGCAGGGGAUCACAGUCGUAGCCGAUACGGGACAGACAGGCACGUACAUACACGUCAGACCAAUCGAACGAACAAACGAAUGACACAACUUGCCGUCGAUCCUUGGACCGAUCAAUAGCAUGUCGUCGACGCGAACGCGUGACUUUGGCCGUGUGUUCAUGGAGGUUUUUAUCAUUGCUACCGCAUCGCUGCUAUGAUUAUUCAUAACCGUUAUCGCUCCUAUCGUCAUCGCGUGGGGAGAACCAAAGAGACAAAGCUGACCGGUGCGAUCCCGAUGCGCAGAACACGACAAUCAAAAGAAAAAAAAAGAAACCAACAGCCACCAGAGAUCAUAACUUUCGAUUUUGAUGCAUUAAGGUAAUCGUUUCUCGAAACGGUGACAAGAAGAAGAUAAAACUGUCGAAGGUGUCGAAAGGUGCAAACCCCAAGAUACGCUUCAACGAAUCAUCAACGAUGAGUUUCGAUGAACCGUUUAACCAACGAUAAUGUCUCUUCGUGAUUGUUACUACACGGUUUUCUCUCUUUUUCUCUUCAUACAUUUCCGCUUUUACUUUCUCGCUGUCUGUCUCUCUCUUCCGCUAUUUUCUUUAGCAUUCUCUCGAGACAUUCCUUCGCGCCACGUUAGCGCGCGCACACCACGAAUUUUGAUCACAGUAUUUCGUCAGCCUGUGCGAUUUACGUACGUAGCGAUGGAAACCUAUUUGGGGGAGUUUACCAAAGAGUAUCGAAACGAAAAACAAAUGAAAAGCACCUGUGAAGAAUCACGAUGUGAAGAGGAUUGAACAAGAAAAAAAAACAAAGGGAACGGUCGUUCGAGCUGUUCGUGAAUGUUGACCGAGUGGGACACACUUGUACCGUUUAUCCGAAAUUGUGUCGAUCGACUAUCCGUUGAAACCUAUUAUUACCUCCUAUCGUACUCUCUUGUAACUAUUUACACGAAAUGAAAAACUAGGGCAGCGCUGUUCGAUAGUCUAAACGCUAUCCCCCAAUCGUAAUAGUCAAUCUGUUUGUUCGAGUUUUUGAAGGAAAAUUGGACUAUCGACGACUAGUCGUUUACUUGUAAUGUUUAAGCAGUAGGAGAAUCUUCGCCGAUUUCGUCUAGUACUUCAAACAUCUGACAGGGAGUUCGACGCGGUUCGGGUGAACCGCGGCGUACCUUCGGUUGCGUGUAUAUCCGCGAGCGCUACUCUUCUUUGAUCGAUAUAUCGUAUCUUUUCACUCCCGUUCAGAGACGUUCGAGUUUCGGUUCACGCCAGUUUUGCAAACUUUCCCGUGGCAGGGUUCAACGGUUCACAGGUCGUGUCUACGACGUCCAGCUAUGAAAUCCUCACAUGUUCCUUUCGUUCACGUGUACCUAGCCUCGACUCGAGCGUGCAUCGAAGCACCGAUCAACGACGCAUGCUUUCUCCAAUUUCAGUGCCAUUCGAGCGAACGUAGGUACGCACGCAAACACACGAACAACACACACACACACAGAGACAGAGGUUAGGUGAACGUCCUAGAAACGGCUUUGAACUUGAACCGACCACUUUCGCGCGAUUACGUUGACACACGACACACAUGUACACACGUCAACCGGUAAUAUCACUCGGUUCGCAUUGCACCCUUGUACAAAGCGCAUGAUUGAAUGACGAAGUAACAAAACGCGGUUUACUAUACGAUAUUUAUAAACACGUAAACUCAAGUAAAUAGAUAGAUAUACCAGCUAUAUGAAAUAAUACGAAACACCGUCUCGCAUUAAAAGAAAAAAAAAGUCUAGAACACGUGCACACCGAGGACACGCUUACACGAUCGCAUAGUACACAGAGACACGCGGUACACUCACAUACGUAUAUACACGUAUACACAGACACGGAUACGUACACGAACAAAAACAACGCGGAUUCACGAGAUACAGGUUUAACGAUUAGGUAAUUAAUUAACAAGCGAUUAAAUAAAUUAAUUGUGUAACUAAUUAAUACUGAAUUACUAGAAGACUAAUAGAGAAAAUUUGCAUAUGCAGCCCAUAGAACGAAGGAGUGAAUGCGUGUACGUACGGGUUUAAUGGUGUGAAUCUCUUGCAGUCGCGAUCAAGCAUUGUGAUCGGCACUCGCGCGGCUUUGUUCAGAACUUGUUCGAUUACGGCUCAACUACUUUGUAAAGAUCUCAAAAUAUACGCACACACUUACACGCAUACGCACGCGCGUGGGACGCGCGUGUAAACACACACGUUUUACUCUGUGCUUCCUACUCGACAUAAAAAUAAAAACAAAACGCAGGUAUUAGUCAUUGUGGGCGCGCGCGUGAUUAUCCUUUAAUUAAAACGCGACAACUUCGACGUAAGGUAUACCAAAACGAAUAGGGGUGAAACGAUGUAUCGCCGCACGUUCGAUACGAUUCGUUUCCGGCAAACACCUGCGAAAUGUCGACAACGUUCCGAACAGGCCAACAUUCACACGAAGACAAGUCUGAAAUCGUUAAGUGACAAGGAUCGUCCGCGUAGAAAUUCGAGGCGAGCUCGAGUACCGGGUAUGAUCGUGUAUGUAUGAGUGUGAAAAACUAUCGAAACGCAAGAAGAACGAAUCUUCGGUGAUUUUGUAAUAUUUCUUAUAAGUUGUAGCUGCCAUAUCCAGUAAAAACUAAGUACUAGGUGCGCUGCGUGAUUUAAUCUGACGACCGAUUGUUACGAUAACGAUUCUCGAUGGUGGUGGUGAUGAUCGUGAUGAUCCUAUGUGCUUCUGCAAGUGUGUGUCCGUGACUUUGAAUGAGUUACGCUAAGAUGUUGAAAGACGACGGGUCUAAAGAAAACAAUAACAGUUCAUUACAAUUAUGUAAUUAUAAAUAAGAGGAAGAGACGAAGAGUAUUAUAACACGUUGUUAAUUGAAUUAAUAAAACUAGCCCAAAGUGUCGAA
Hylaeus volcanicus is the source of this 6761-nucleotide messenger RNA. It is a transcript of the gene CASK, whose product is annotated as peripheral plasma membrane protein CASK. The transcript has 22 exons. Gene Ontology annotation, molecular function: ATP binding; protein kinase activity; signaling receptor binding. The record is from RefSeq and is a predicted model, not a curated record. NCBI's taxonomy places the organism in Eukaryota, Metazoa, Arthropoda, Insecta, Hymenoptera, Colletidae. The coding region runs from base 833 to 3700 and encodes 955 amino acids. Gene Ontology annotation, biological process: protein phosphorylation; regulation of neurotransmitter secretion. Gene Ontology annotation, cellular component: plasma membrane; cell-cell junction.